Molecule: messenger RNA, 3879 nt
Organism: Melospiza georgiana
Lineage: Eukaryota; Metazoa; Chordata; Aves; Passeriformes; Passerellidae
Gene: CNTLN
Product: centlein
Biological process (GO): centriole-centriole cohesion; protein localization to organelle
Cellular component (GO): centriole; centrosome
Source: RefSeq, a predicted model, not a curated record
AUGGUUAAAACUUUCUUUAUUCAAGAGAGCCGUCGGCUGUUUUUUCAUGGAACAGCUGAUAAAGAAUUUGUGUAGUUUCUUUGGAAACAUCUCGAGGUGUCAAAGCCAGAUCUUACUCAAGCUGUCAGCUUGGUUGUGGAAAGAGAAAAACAAAAAGCUGAAGUGAAGGACAGAAGCAUUUUAGAGGUUUUGCAAGCCAAAGACAGCAAAAUAGAGUCUUUAGAACAGAGGCUCACAGGACAGCAGCAGGAGAUAAACAGCUUAAUGCAGAGAAAAAGUGCUGUGGAUGAGGAAAAUGCCCGUUUGAAGAAUGAAUUCGGUAACUUGAACUGGAAAUUUAAAGAUAAAAGCCAAGAACUUAAGGACACUGAGGAGCCUGCACAGAAGAAGGAAGAGCAAAACAGACUGGUUAUAAAAAACCUGGAGCAGGAAAAUAAGGGAUUAAAUAUAUGCUGUGCCGACCUGCUAAGUGACCUGGAGAAACUGAGGAAGCAGGAGGCACAAUGGAAAAAAGAAAAAUCUGGCAAUGAUACCAGAAUAAAGAAUUUGGAAAUCAAUUUGGCAGAGACAAGAGAUCAAAUAAAAAGUUUGCGCAGUAUAUGCAGUAACUUGUCAUCUCAGGUAGAUGUGAAACAGGAAGAACUUUUCCAAAACCAUUGUGAUGUGGUUGGAGCUAAGAAGAAGUUAGAGGAGCUGCAGAAUCUUUACACAAACAUUGAAGAUAGAACACAGCAGGCUGAGCUGAUAAAGCAGCUAGAGGCUCUCAGUGCUGAUAUACAAAAAGUACUGCAAGACCAUGAAUAUGCUCACACAGCUAAAACAACAUAUCAAAAAAUAAUUCAACAGCCUUCUUUAAGUGAGCUAGAGGACUGUAUUACAGUGCAAGAAUCUGAAAUGGAGCUUUUACAGAAAAAAUUGAAGGAAGGGGAUCCUAACCUAGCAGAGCAUAAUUUGUACACUGCAGAUACUCUGGAAAGCAACAAUAUAAGGACUGGAAAAAAGCACGAGAAACCACCUGUGAAACGUUCAAGGUCUCUGUCCCCAAAGAGCUCUUUUAGAGAGUCAGAGGAGUCUCAAGAAUCUUAUGAGCUAAGAGCAGCCUAUGGAAAACACGAAGAAAGGCUGCAGAUGUUACAGACCAACUACAGAGCGCUAAAAGAGCAAUUAAAGCAGUGGGAAGAGGGCAAUAGCAGCUUUGAAAAUACUAAAAGCAGAUACCAACGCACAAGCUCCUGUCAGCUUUGUCAAGAGGAUUGUGAUGUGAUGUGGAAUGAACUGGCUUUUUUCAAAAGGGAGAACAAGAAGCUGCUGAUUGAGAAACUGAAUCUUAAGAAAGAAUUGGAUCAGAUGAAAAUACACCAUUCUGUAAAGCCAGUUUUUAAACUUAGUGAAGAUAAUGGGGUCAAGGGUAAUACUCCAAAGAGAUAUAUGAGAGAAGUUUCUCAUGAGAUGCUAUAGAACUCAGAAAAAAUUAAAAGAAAAGUUAAGAAUCGAAGCUGUUGAAGAGGAAUUAAAGAAACAGAAGUAAACAAAGACUUACUGAAUUAGAAAGUGUAUUUGAAAGAAUCUUUAAAAGCAAAAGAAGAUGCAGACACAAGAAAAAGAGAGCUGGAAACACUACUUAAGAGGAUUUGUGAGGUAAAAAAAGAAAAAGCAGAACUUCAAUUCAUGAUCGAUGAGAAGGAAAAAGAAGCUGCCUCUUUGAAGAGGCAAGUGACAGAAGCUAACAGGUUGAGAAAUGAAAGUGAAGAUUUGCUGAGUCAAGUGCAGGAGCAGAAGUGUUUGCUGGAUAAAGCCAAAGCAGUGGCAAUCUCUGGGUAAUGUAAUUGCAAGAUAACAGGCACCAAGGUUAAAUUAAAAACAGCCAAGAAAAAGAGCUCUUUGGGACAUCAUGGAGCUUUUCUCAAACAGUCCAUCAAGGUUAUGAGUAAUGUGUUUGAGAACUUCAGUAAGGACGGCUGGGAGGAUGUGAGUGAAAGCAGUGACUCUGAAAUAGCAACGUCUGAAAGUUUGGAAACAGUGAUUAGGAAGACAGUGCAAAACACUGAUCCACUGCCAGACAGAAGUAAACAAGAAGAAAAAAAGCCCUGCAAUGAAAAGGAUUUGAAAACAUUGUUUAUGAGUGUGAAAGAAAGUAUUGCACAAAUGGCAUUAGCCUUAGCAGUUGGGAACACCAGUUUAACAGAAUUCUUUAAUCCAUCCAAAGUAUUUAAGUACCCUACUGUGAGCAGAGCAAAAGGGAGAAAUAUCACUGUCCAGAAACCAGGCAACUCUGUUACUCUAUUGCAGGAAAAAAUUAAGCCACUGCAGAAAGUAGUAGCUGUUGUACAGAGGAAAAGAAAGAAAAUGGUGACUUCCAUUAAAAAUGUUAAACAAACUGAUGAAAAAUUAACAAGUCAGCUACAUUUGGCUGAUCAGAGACAUCAAGUUAAUAAACUGACCAGAGAGAUUUUGACCUCCAACAUGGCCAAGUGGCAACAGGAGAAGGAAGAUCUACAAGGAAAAUUAAAGUUGAGAGAACAUCUGUCUCAAACUGCUGACAAGAGUAAAGCCGCACCAGCUCCUUCAAAGAACAUUGAUUUAGAGAUGAAACAGCUGCAGUGCAAACUAAAGAAUUCGAACGCUGAGAUCGCUAAGCAAUCGACCACCAUUAAGUCGCUGAACAAACGAGUCCAGGCGAAAGAAGGACGGACUCGUGAGCGGCGAGCGGAAAUAUCUGAGUUGGAGAGGGACUUUACUAUGAAAAGACACUUUAUAGAAGACUUAAAGUCUUGCCUAAAAGCAAAUCAAAAAAAUGAGAAAAUCUCAAAUUAAAUAUUGGAAAGUCUUGAGAGAAAGGUGAAGGCACUGGCUGAUGACAAAAAAGCUUCCAUUGACGCAAUGGAACAAAGGUUUAAUGUAGCUAUGAAGGAGACGUCUCGGUAUGAGCAGAUGUAUCACAAAGCCAAGGAUGAUUUGGAGAAAAAGGAUCUCAAGAUUACUAAACUGCAGAGAAAAGUGAUUGAGAUUGAAUAUACUAUGACUGAGCUUGAAUCUGCUGCAUCUCAACAACUACAUGGCUUGACUAAGCAGAGUACACAGGCUUUGGAAACUAUGCAGAAGGAGCUGCUGCUCACUAGUGACAAAGUAGAAGAGUUCAAGACAUUUGUGAAGGCACUAUCCAGAGAGUUACAUCACAGUGUACAAUAGCUGAGAACAAAAAUUAAACUGGCAAAAAUGUGGGAGAUGAAAGCAUGCAAAAAGUGUCUUUUCCAAGAGAGUAUUCAAUUAGCGUCUAUCCUUAAUGUUUCAACAACUGAUCUUUAUGAAAUACUGCAAGAAGGAGAUGAUGAAGUAAGAAACAGCAGAAAUGGAAAAAUGGAAUUUGAAAGAAAUAAAAAAUGGCUACAGCGCAUACAGAAACUUCUUGAAGCACAGUUUCCUUUUGCCUCAUACUUAAUGGAUGCUGUACUGGAAAAAUUAAAUGAGAAGAAGAAAUUGGUAGAAGAGUACAGUUCCCUCAUGAACUCGAGGCACGAUCAGGCCCAAAUAAACUGGCCUGGCCAGAAACGUCUUUUCAGAAAAUCGGCCAACACUGACAUUCUCUCUGCUUUCCUCUCUUGCCCCCGUUACUGCUCCGCCAAUUUUUUUUUCGGGUUCAUUGCCGCGGAUGAUAUCCCGCGGGGACGAGUAUCCCGAUCCCCGCCGGGAAGGCCGCUGAGGCGAGACCGAGCUCCGCGCAGCGAGGAGAAGACCCACGCCCGUGGCCGGGACCGCGGCGGCGGGGGCCGGGUGCCCAUCCCGGGUGUGUCCGCGCCGGACGAGCGCUCCGUCCGCGCGGGUGCGAGCGCCGUCUGCCACAGGAGGGGGCGGGUGCGGGUCCCGGGCCGGCGGUCGUGA